ACUGCGUUCCGAACGAGGAAAUAACAAAAGCACCUUCCAGUAAGCGGUGUCGCUGCUAAAAGCUGCCUUUCUGGGUGAAAAUGAGCAAAAUGUUGUUGCUCCUCGUACUUUUGAGUUUCCUGAGUCCCGCAGCAGAAGCGCUGGACAACGGGCUGGCUCUGAAACCCACCAUGGGCUGGUUGCACUGGGAGAGGUUCAUGUGUAACACGGACUGUGACACAGACCCCGACAACUGCAUCAGUGAGCGUCUGUACAUGCAGAUGGCGGACAUGAUGGUGAAGGAUGGCUGGAAAGAGGCCGGUUAUGAGUACGUUUGUAUCGACGACUGUUGGCCGUCCCACCAGCGAGACGCGCAAGGCCGUCUGCAGGCGGACCCCAAAAGAUUCCCGGGAGGCAUUAAAAAGUUAGCCGACUAUGUCCACUCGAAAGGCCUGAAGUUGGGUAUUUAUGCAGAUGUGGGAGAAAAAACCUGCGCUGGAUACCCUGGCAGUUUGGGUUAUUAUGAGACUGAUGCUCAGACAUUCGCAGACUGGGAUGUGGACCUGCUUAAAUUUGAUGGGUGUAACUUGAAAUGGACUUUGCUCGGAGGAGGCUACAUAAAGAUGUCAAAAGCUUUGAACAAAACUGGAAGAAGUAUCCUAUACUCCUGUGAGUGGCCUUUGUAUGAAUGGCCUUUCCAGAAGCCAAACUACACCGCUAUCCGUGAGACCUGCAACCACUGGCGCAACUUCAACGACGUGUUUGACUCGUGGAAUUCGAUCAAAUCUAUCCUGGACUGGACUGCUUCUCAUCAGGACAUCAUUGUCCCCUCAGCUGGGCCCGGGGGCUGGAAUGACCCCGACAUGCUUGUAAUUGGGAACUUUGGACUGAGUCAUGACCAGCAGGAGUCUCAGAUGGCGUUAUGGGCCAUCAUGGCCGCCCCUCUGCUCAUGUCUAAUGAUCUGCGGGACAUCUGUCCUCGAUCCAAGGAGCUGCUGCAGAACAGACGAAUCAUAGAAAUCAGCCAGGACCCGCUGGGCAAGCAGGGACACCGCUCUGCCAAGGGAAAUAGUUUUGAAGUUUGGGAGAGACCUCUAUCUAAAAACCGCCUGGCUGUCGCCGUCCUCAACCUGCAGGAGAUCGGUGGUCCUCGGGGGUUAAGCAUGAGCAGCGUCCCUGGCUGGAAGGUCUGUGACCCCCAGUGCAACGUCACUCUAAUCCUCCCCCAAUAUAAAGAGAUGGGAGUGCAGACUAAAGAGAGCAAACUCAUCUUAAAAGUAAACCCUUCUGGAACAGCUCUGCUGACAGUCACGCCAAUCAGCAAUGACUUUGGCAAGCUUCACUGGAAGAACACCAACUAAAGAACGUCAAAUUGUUACUCUAAAUCUCAGGUUUAAUCAAGUUUCUAAAAAUAUUUUUUCUAGAUUUUUGCUCUAAAGGUUUUAAACCAUUCUUGACACUUUAAUACAUGACCAUUUGUGAUUCGCUGUAUUGGUAAAGGGCUUUUCCUGCAUCCGGAUCAACUUAAAUCAGCUCAGUUUUAUUGUUUUUACACUUAACAGGUUAUUUGAAGCCAAUUUUUGUUUGUUUUUAUUUUCUAGAGACCGACAAACCUUUGCAAUGACUUUUGUUAAAAAUCAUGGUGGAUUUCUGCAGACUCUCAUAGCAACUUUUGAAACUAAAAGCAAUUAUGGGUAAACUUUUAAACUCAGUUUGUGAUGUUUUUUUUUUUUUUUAACAAAUUCUAUUUAAUAGAAUAAAUGUGAUUCUCAAAGGUGUGUCCAUUAAUGUUCUGUAUCAAACUGCAUGAAGAUCUCCAGAUACAGAAAUCUGAACUGAUUUUAUGAAAAGUUUCAAUUUUUUUUCUUUUUAACAUGUUUAUACAAAAAUUUCAU
This is a messenger RNA of Poeciliopsis prolifica (blackstripe livebearer), 1874 nucleotides long. RefSeq names its product alpha-galactosidase A-like. Gene Ontology annotation, biological process: glycosylceramide catabolic process; oligosaccharide metabolic process; glycoside catabolic process. The record is from RefSeq and is a predicted model, not a curated record. Gene Ontology annotation, cellular component: cytoplasm. Lineage: Eukaryota; Metazoa; Chordata; Actinopteri; Cyprinodontiformes; Poeciliidae. Bases 81 to 1340 code for a protein of 419 amino acids. Gene Ontology annotation, molecular function: alpha-galactosidase activity. The transcript has 7 exons.